Molecule: messenger RNA, 2026 nt
Organism: Dreissena polymorpha
Lineage: Eukaryota; Metazoa; Mollusca; Bivalvia; Myida; Dreissenidae
Exons: 14
Coding region: 314-2026 (570 amino acids)
Molecular function (GO): protein binding
Source: RefSeq, a predicted model, not a curated record
ACUAACCGCGGUAAGAAACAGUUGAUUCGAGGCUAUCUUUAGCUUACACACCCGCUAUGAUUUAAUAUACAUUCAAAAAGUACGUCUCAUGCAAAAUUUGGGUUUGAUCAACUGACCGUCAUUGUAGCUUUGCCUGCCGAAUUUUGCAAUAGUGCGCCUAAGUUUGUUAAGGUCAGUCGUGACAUUUCUUCCCGCAUUUGGUAAUCAGCACACCAGAUGCUAUGUAUCCACGGCAAUUGCGAAAUUCGGACAACAGUUGUGGCUAUAAAUUGCGUGUUAUUCUUAAACAUUUUGAAACAGAGUCAACACGAGGAUGAAUACCUUUACAGGUCUUUUGAUUUUUACGGGAAUACUGUGCGCAAUAGGAAUAUCAGAAUGCCUUGAAUGCUUCAACUGCCUAAAUAUCGCUGACCCACGGGCGUGUACGAACACGAGUCAAUGUUCAAAUAGUGAGUCCUGUUAUUUGAAAACGCGUCACUCCGGCAAUGAAGUACAUUACGACAUGGGCUGUCAGGACAAUCAGUUGUGCAGCUCAGUAGCUGUUGACCCGAACGGUAUCAUUGGUCGCUCUAUCGAGACCAGACAGCAGUACUCUUGUCAUGAAUGUUGCAGCAGUACCCGUUGCAAUGAGCAGCUGUGUUCCCACAGAAAACCAACAUCUUGUAUUGACGACGUUACACUGGACUGCGCCAGACUCAACUCCCUCUUUCACGUCUGUGCUGAUGUUCAUCACGCCAAAAUAACUUGUCCAAAGUUUUGUGGACUCUGUCAGCUAGUUGAUGGCAACUGGGCUGAUUGGGGCGGCUGGUCAUCAUGCACGGUAACGUGCAACAACGGUACGCAAGAACGCUCUCGAACGUGCUCAAACCCGGCUCCUUCCAACAGUGGACUUAACUGCACAGGGCCAGGUGUUGAGUCAAAAAUGUGUCAGAACCAGCUUUGUCCGGUACACGGCAACUGGUCGGAUUGGUCCAUGUGGUCUAAUUGCUCAGCUACUUGUGGUGUGGGAGUACGACAGAAGACAAGAACGUGUACCAAUCCUAAACCAGACCGGUCGGGGAACGAUUGCAUCGGUGAAUCUAUCGAAUAUACAGUGUGCCCAAAUAAACCCUGCAGCGUAAUCGACGGUGGUUGGUCGAGUUGGGGAGCGUGGGAAAGCUGUUCAGUGACAUGUGGAGGGGGACUGAAGCUGAGGAGCAGGACAUGCACCAACCCGAGCCCCACGUUGUACGGCAAGACUUGUGAGGGGAAUUAUGAGGCAUUUGUAGUUUGUGCCAAUACAGCAUGCCAUGUAGUUGCCUUCAACGCUCACGGGCUCAACGUUUUGUCAAAUCUUGUCAAUGCAUUUCAAACUGUGAUCUUCAACGAAGGGAAUGCCUACAACGCCAGCACUGGUCACUUCAAAGCUCCUGUGGACGGGAUAUACUACUUUUCUGCACAAAUCUGCCCUAUUGCCGCACGCAUGAAAAAAGAGAUAGAGUUUCUACAGGGGGCGUUUGACUCGUUCAAGUCGUCCCUGCAUCUGUGUCCCCUGUUACACCUAACAAGUGUGUACCCUGUCACACCUCACAAGUGUCCCCUGUCACAUCUCACAAGUGUGUCCCCUGUUACACCUCACAAGUGUAUCCUUUCACACCUCACAAGUGUGUCCCCUGUCACACCUCACAAGUGUGUCCCCUGUCACACCUCACAAGUGUCCCCUGUCACACCUCACAAGUGUAUCCCAUGUUACACAUCACAAGUGUCGCCUGUGACACCUCACAAGUGUGUCCCCUGUCACACCUCAUAUGUGUGUCCCCUGUUACACCUCACAAGUGUAUCCUUUCACACCUCACAAGUGUGUCCCCUGUCACACCUCACAAGUGUGUCCUCUUGUUACACCUCACAAGUGUUUCCCCUGUCAUACCUCACAAUCCUGGUGCCACUUGUUGGAGCUUUGCAAAAAAAGUAUACCCUGAUCAGACAGAUCCUGCAUGAGCUGUCUGAUCAAGGGUUCAUACUUACUUCUGACUUUGAAAUACCAUGA